UUUCUUGUUAGAGCAAAAAUCGAGAGUAUAUUUGGUUAAGCAAGCAUUGUGAUUUGUGCUGCACACAUUACACAGAAACACACUCAUUUCUCGCUACCUUAACCAAAGAUACUCACUUCCUCCGUUAGGGUUCUUCCACACACAUGGACGUCGACGACUCCUCCGCCCUAAUGAUCGACGAAAUCUACGCCAACGGAGACGACGACAACAACAACCGCACCAUCCGCCGUCCCAUCAUCAGCGGUGAUCAACUCGACAUUGAGGCCUACGCUAGCCUCUACUCCGGCCACACCAAGAUCUCUCGCCUCAUCUUCAUCGCCGAUCACUGCGGCGACAAUUUGACGAUGCGGUUGGAGGCUCUUCGCAUGGCAUUCGACGAAAUCAAGAAAGGAGAGAACACGCAACUCAUGAGGGAAGUCGCUAACAAAAUUGAUGGCCGUUUGGGUUCCGAUUACACUCUAGACGAAGCUUGGUGCGAUGACAUUGAUAGAAGAGCAGAACAGAAGAAGGAGAAGCUCGAGAAUGAGCUUAAUUCCUCUAGGACAAACCUGAUUAAGGAGAGUAUAAGAAUGGGGUACCAUGAUUUUGGAGAUUUUUACUAUGCUCAUGGACAAUUGGGAGAAGCUUAUAAGAGUUAUGUUCGGACCCGUGAUUACUGCACUACAUCGAAGCACAUUGUUAAUAUGUGCAUGAGUGCAAUUCUUGCCAGCAUUGAGAUGGGUCAGUUUUCCCAUAUUUCCAGCUAUGUUGGCAAGGCAGAACAGGCACGGGAAGCCCUUGACACGAUAACAACCUCGAAGCUACAUUGUGCUGCGGGGUUGUCAAAUCUGAAAACCAAGAAGUACAAGCAAGCUGCUCGAAAGUUUAUAGAGACGAGCCCAGAAUUAGGGAGUCAUUACAAUGAAGUAAUUGCAUCUCAAGACGUUGCAAUAUAUGGAGCACUUUGCGCACUUGCUUCGUUUGAUCGAACGGAGUUAAAGAGCAAAGUUAUAGACAAUUCCAACUUCAGGGAUUUCCUAGAGUUAGUGCCUGAAGUAAGAGAACUUAUAAAUGAUUUUUACUCGAGCCGUUAUGCAUCGUGCCUGGAGUACCUAGGGAACCUAAAAUCAAACUUAUUGCUGGAUAUACAUUUGCAUUACCAUGUCGAGACACUUUAUGAUCAAAUCCGUCAGAGAGCCCUUAUCCAGUAUACACACCCAUUUGUGUCUGUUGAUUUAAACAUGAUGGCUAAUGCAUUCAAGACAACUGUUGCUGGACUUCAGAAAGAACUUGAGGCUUUGAUUACUGAUAAUCAGAUACAGGCACGGAUUGAUUCUCACAACAAGGUUUUGUAUGCACGACACGCGGAUCAAAGGAAUGCCACCUUUCAAAGGGUUCUAGAAACUGGAAGGGGAUUUGAUCGAGAUGUUAGGUCUAUGUUGCUGAGAUCCAGUCUCAUUAAGCACGGAUGUAGUAUGAGGUCAUUGACUAGGAAACCGUGAUAGUGGGGAUUUUUUCUUUUUUAUUCAUAGGCAUUGACAUAGAUUGAGGUUCUAUAUGAACUUAGAGAAUAAAGUGUGAUUUCUCAUCAUUCAAUUUUUUUUCUUCCUCUUGUAUGGGAGAUCACACUUUACUCUCUCAUGUGUUACACAUGAGAGAAUCAAUUCCUGGAAGUAAGAAGAGUAUUGCUUUGCCUGGUCCUUGACUGUUAAGCGGCAAACGUCAUUUGUGCAAAACGUUAAAAACAUAUUAUAGUAUACUUGCAUUUGGUGUACA
Messenger RNA from Cicer arietinum (chickpea), 1755 nucleotides. RefSeq names its product COP9 signalosome complex subunit 1-like. NCBI's taxonomy places the organism in Eukaryota, Viridiplantae, Streptophyta, Magnoliopsida, Fabales, Fabaceae. Gene Ontology annotation, cellular component: COP9 signalosome. The record is from RefSeq and is a predicted model, not a curated record.